Molecule: messenger RNA, 1516 nt
Organism: Cornus florida
Lineage: Eukaryota; Viridiplantae; Streptophyta; Magnoliopsida; Cornales; Cornaceae
Product: taxadiene 5-alpha hydroxylase
Exons: 3
Coding region: 1-1437 (478 amino acids)
Biological process (GO): sterol metabolic process
Molecular function (GO): oxidoreductase activity, acting on paired donors, with incorporation or reduction of molecular oxygen; monooxygenase activity; heme binding
Source: RefSeq, a predicted model, not a curated record
AUGGACAUGAAUUUUGCUCUUUUUUUACUGUUCUCUCUCUCUGCUGCAACAGUCUCUAUGCUAUGUUUCAUGCACAGAAAGAAAAGUGAGAACAAAAGCAAGAAGAAACUGCCACCAGGAAAACUGGGAUUCUUCUGGAUUGGUGAAACAUUAGAAUUUUACAAAGCUCAACGAAGAAACCGAAUAUUCGAGGAGUUUGUUCAACCCCGGAUUGCAAAACACGGAAAAAUCUUCAAAACAAGGCUCAUGGGGUCGCCUACGGUGGUGGUAAAUGGAGCUGAGGCUAAUCGCUUCUUCCUGUCGAAUGAGUUCAAGCUGGUGGUAAGCUCGUGGCCUUCUGCAUCUGUUCAGCUCAUGGGCAAGGACUCGAUCAUGGAAAAACAAGGCGAUCAGCACCGGUGCCUUCGUGGGGUUAUAGCCACAAGCCUUGGCUGUGCUGGUCUAGAGGCUAUGGUGCCCAAAAUAUGUAGCUCAGUUGAGUUACACCUACAGAACCAUUGGCACGGUCAGGACAAGGUUAGCCUUUAUGGUAUGGCAAAGAUUUUGACAUUUACUAUUGUGUUUGAGUGCUUGUUAGGGAUUGAUGUUGGGGAGGGAAUGUUGGCAACUUUUGAGAGAGUUUUGGAGGGGGUUUUUGCUCCUCCUUUUGAGUUUCCUGGCUCCAAGUUUUCAAGGGCAAAGAAAGCAAGAAGGGAGAUAGAAAUGAUGUUGGUUGAUGUUGUGAGGAGGAAGAGGAAGGAAAUGGAAGGCGGGCCGGAAGGAAGAGAGGAAGAAGGGAAAUUACUUUCCCGGUUGGUGGCAGGGCUGAUCCGAGGGGAGAUUAGCGAGGAGGAGGUAGUCGAUAAUGUGGUGUUGCUAGUUUUUGCAGCUCAUGAUACCACCUCUUUCGCCAUCGCCAUGACAUUUAGGAUGUUGGCUCAUCACCCCAGUUGCUACUCCCUUCUCCUUCAAGAACAUGUUGAUAUAAUUAGCAACAAAAGAGCAGGUGAGAAUCUGACCUUGGAGGACACAAAGAAGUUGAGGUAUACCUGGCAAGUUGUUCGGGAGAGCAUGCGGCUGUUCCCUCCCAUCUUUGGCUCCUUCAGAAAAGCAACUGUAGACAUUGAAUACCAAGGAUUCACCAUUCCCAGAGGAUGGAAGGUAUUGUGGACUGUAUAUGGAACACAUUACAAUGAAGAGUAUUUUAGAGAGCCUUUGAGUUUUGAUCCAAGUAGAUUCGAGGAGUGUGUCCAACCAUAUGUUUUUCUACCAUUUGGAGGAGGACCAAGAGUUUGUGCAGGGUACCAACUGGCCAAGUUAAAUAUCCUCAUAUUUGUCCACUUUGUUGUAACUAGAUAUAACUGGUCCUUGCUAUAUCCCCAAGAGCCAGUCACCAUGGAUCCUCUACCAUUUCCUUCCCAUGGAAUGCCCAUAAAAAUUUCUCCCAAGGUCUUAUGAAUUAAGCCAAAAGAAAUCUUGCUGUUACAUUUAUGUACGCGCGAGCGCGUGCGCACACACUUUUAAGUAUCCUACCUCA